Messenger RNA from Mus musculus (house mouse), 1284 nucleotides. It is a transcript of the gene Nme1, whose product is annotated as NME/NM23 nucleoside diphosphate kinase 1. The record is from RefSeq and is a predicted model, not a curated record. Lineage: Eukaryota; Metazoa; Chordata; Mammalia; Rodentia; Muridae. Gene Ontology annotation, cellular component: early endosome; plasma membrane; ruffle membrane. The coding region runs from base 300 to 653 and encodes 117 amino acids. The transcript has 5 exons. Gene Ontology annotation, biological process: GTP biosynthetic process; isoprenoid metabolic process; nucleoside triphosphate biosynthetic process. Gene Ontology annotation, molecular function: protein serine kinase activity; ribosomal small subunit binding; GDP binding.
GAGUCACAGGCAGCCGUAGGGGAGAAACAGAAGAUGGCCGCCAGACAGGGGGGGUAAAAAAAUCCAAAACACCACACCCAGUGUCGGAAGUUAAACACUGGGCGAGUGCUCCCUAGAAUGACAUCCGACUCCCCAGAAGAAGCGGGGACCGGCGGUGUACCGCUAAAAGGGCUCCCCUGAAUCGGAACUGUCCGAAAAGGUUCCGUGCGAGCAGCUGCGGGGAACCACGUGAGGCCGGGGAGCGUUUCCGGUGCGGGCAGUCGCAGCCGGCGGUAAAGCCUUGUCAUCUGAAGGGGACCAUGGCCAACAGUGAGCGCACCUUCAUUGCCAUCAAGCCUGAUGGGGUCCAGCGGGGGCUGGUGGGCGAGAUCAUCAAGCGGUUCGAGCAGAAGGGGUUCCGCCUUGUUGGUCUGAAGUUUCUGCAGGCUUCAGAGGACCUUCUCAAGGAGCACUACACUGACCUGAAGGACCGCCCCUUCUUUACUGGCCUGGUGAAAUACAUGCACUCAGGACCAGUGGUUGCUAUGGUUUUCUACCGAGAGAGGGUUUCUCCCUUGACUGUAUCUUCUGCUGUCCUUGGAGGUCUGGGAGGGUCUGAAUGUGGUGAAGACAGGCCGCGUGAUGCUUGGAGAGACCAACCCCGCAGACUCUAAGCCUGGGACCAUACGAGGAGACUUCUGCAUCCAAGUUGGCAGGAACAUCAUUCAUGGCAGCGAUUCUGUAAAGAGCGCAGAGAAGGAGAUCAGCUUGUGGUUUCAGCCUGAGGAGCUGGUGGAGUACAAGAGCUGUGCGCAGAACUGGAUCUAUGAGUGACAGGACGGUGCUGGUUUUCUACCUGCUUACUCUUGUUCUCACAGGCAGGGGACCAGCAACCCUAGAUAUUUCUGGAACUUCUUUGACCUGGAAGGAACCUUUGGGAGCUGUGACUCCCUGUGCAGUGUUACGUGCCACUGUUAGAUUAAAGUGUUUAAUCUGUACUUUGUAUUGCUGUACAGCUCUGCAUUCCUUACCUCCUUCAGGCUUCUGGAUAAUCUGAGUGGACAGAAUGUAAAUGUUUUACAAAUUACUUAUAUUGGCCUCAUGUGCACACAGAGAUUCUUUUCAUUUGUGGUUUGAGCCACCACCCUGAGACACAAGGGCAUUUCUUUGUCUAUCUCCCUUCCUAUCACCUGUGUUCUGUUCUCUCCUGGCACAGUCAGACAACAAUUUGUGUGGAGGAUGUGUGAGGUUGUGAAAACUGUUCUGGGAACAGAGAAUUCAUUAGAAAUAAAGAUGCCAAGCCAA